AUGAAGCCAAUCUGGGUUGCUUUGGCGGCUACUCUUACCGUGUUAAUGACGUCAUUCAACGGGAUGCCCGCUAAGACGGUUACGGACGCUGAGCGUUUAUUCAGUGACUUAAUGGUGGGUUACAGCAAAAUGUUCAGGCCUGUGUUGAAUGAGUCGAGACAGGUCGUAGUGUCCACAUUGUUGGAUCUCAUCUCUAUUCAAGAUUUUAACGAAGUCGAAGAGAAAAUAUCAUUUACUGGGCUAUUGUUCCUCGCAUGGAAGGAUGAGCGACUGGUUUGGGACCCUAAGGACUACGGUGGUAUUGAUAAUCUCUAUAUUGACGUCAGCAAGAUUUGGGUUUCACAAAUGAUGCUUACGAACAAUGUUAAUAAAAAUGAACGUUUGUCUGAGGACUGGCAUACAGUGAAAGUCAAUGCGUCGGGGGUUUGCGCGCAUCAUAUAGGCAACGUGUUUACAUCAUCGUGCGACGUCGACGUCACUUUCUAUCCCUGGGAUACGCAAACAUGCAGCCUUGACUUCAUGCCGGCAAACUACGGUGUUGAUAAAAUGAUUCUAUAUCCACUAUAUCACAAAGUUAAAUUGACCUACUACUCGCCUAAUGGCGCCUGUGAUCUCAUGGACACAAGCGUUACAUCAGAGCUUUACAGCUUCAUGGUUAGGUUCAAUGUCGUGUUAGAGAGAAAGCCCCGAUUUGCGAUAGUGAAUGUGCUACUUCCAUUGAUAAUUAUGUCCGCGUUGAAUAUUCUGGUCUUCCUGAUCCCUACGGAAUGCGGGGAGCGCAUCUCCUUUUGCCUGACGGUGCUGCUGUCCAUUGCGGUUUUCCUGACGCUCGUGGGAGACAAUCUUCCGAAAAACUCGAAUCCGAUGUCGCUGUUUAGCUACUAUCUGGUGUCGGUGCUCGUCAUCAGUGUCGCCAUUACGCUCGCCGUCAUAUGCAGCCUCCACAUGUACCACAGAAGUGAAAAGCAACAGCCGGGAGGCGCGUGGAGGGCCAUCGCUAUGUGUUUAGGGUGCUACUAUGUUCGGCGGACCGGGUCAGAGAGUGCUGACAGGACUAAUCGCAGUGACAAAAUCAAGUUUGCUCGGCCAGAAAACGCUUCCGAUAGAUCUUUCCCCGGCAUGCAUUCAAUGCCGUAUUCGAUCCACACCCAUCGUAGUGAAAUACUGUACCUACCUACACAUAGUAACGGGACUCCGCCUUCAGCUCGUCCCGAGGACAAACCCCUUCAGAACAAAGAAACGGACGACAGUGAUAGCUCAGUCUUGGAAAUCACAUGGGCAGAAACCUCCAUCUUUGGCUACACCUUUACACAUGAAAAGCCAUUGACACUCAGCCAGAAAGUACUUGAAUCUAAGGGUGAUUCCAAAAAGCUGUACAAAUUUGUGUCGGAGCUUACGGGAAGCAAGUCUGAGAACCCGUUGCCAACUGUUCAAAAUGAAAAUACUUUAGCUGACACAUUUGCUGAUCAUUGUAUACAGAAAAUAGAGACAAUCCGAAAAACUCUUAAAGACUUUGACAACUACACGCCGAUUGCGAAACAGAUUACCAUACUGCCAGCAAACGUUUCAAGCCGAUGCUAUCGGAAAAAACUGAAGCCAUCAACGAACUCCAAGAUUGUGCACAAGAAAUUAACAAUUGGAUGA
Molecule: messenger RNA, 1644 nt
Organism: Dreissena polymorpha
Lineage: Eukaryota; Metazoa; Mollusca; Bivalvia; Myida; Dreissenidae
Product: acetylcholine receptor subunit alpha-1-B-like
Exons: 4
Coding region: 1-1644 (547 amino acids)
Biological process (GO): signal transduction; monoatomic ion transmembrane transport; regulation of membrane potential
Cellular component (GO): membrane; synapse; neuron projection
Molecular function (GO): transmembrane signaling receptor activity; extracellular ligand-gated monoatomic ion channel activity; neurotransmitter receptor activity
Source: RefSeq, a predicted model, not a curated record